Molecule: messenger RNA, 3050 nt
Organism: Ectocarpus sp. CCAP 1310/34
Lineage: Eukaryota; Phaeophyceae; Ectocarpales; Ectocarpaceae
Source: the annotation of a GenBank genome assembly
ACCACAGGAAUGCAGGUCCCCACAUUUAUCAUCAUGUGAUCCAACUCACCCAUGUGCAGGUCCAUCCAGGUCCAUCCAGCAGGGGGGAAGAAAAAGUCUGUCUGAUGUCUCCAUCAUCAACAAUCCCCAUCGGGACUGCAGCGUGUGAUACGCUUACGGGGUGGGGGUGGCCGACGACAGGCAGGUGGGCAGAGAGGAGAGCCGCGUUCACCAGUACUCCGUAGACAUGAAGAUUCGGCAGGUGCUUUUCCUUGUGGCGACACCGGGCAUGCAUCCUCUGGCCGCCGCCGACACCGCCGCCGCCACCGUUACCCCGAAUGCUCACACCAAGACUGCUGGCGGUGACCGGAACAACGCUGGGGAAAAAACUGCACCUACCGCGGCAGGAGUCGGCGGUGCCUCUCGCGCGCAUCCCCACCUGGGCUCCUUGGCGAGUGAUCUCGACGCGUGUUCCACGGAGGCUAGCAGUUGCCUCGACGACCAAGUGUGCCUGGAGUGCAUGACGUCCUACGUGGACCACCCCCUGGAGUACCAAUCGUGCUUGGACAACUAUGUUACCGACUGGGCGUCUGCGACGGUGUGCGACGGAAGAGCAGAGCAGCCAUGCUGCUCCAACUUCAUUUCUGAGGGAAAUUGCCUCGAAAACGAACCCUUCAUAGAGUACUGGAAGUGCAACCUGGGCUUGUUCGACGGGUGCGUGGACUACGACAUGACCUGCCUUGGCACCGAGGGCAUGACCGAGGUCCUCGACCUCAACACCAGCACCACCAGCGCUAGCAGUAGUACCGGCAUCGUGUCGGAUGCGGUUGUCGAGGAUGCUGCGACGGACGAAAGCGGGGCUGCCAGGAAAACCUUCGUCGUGGCCAACGUUGUCGUCGCGACGGCGUCUGCGCUGCUAGCAGGGAUUGCCGCAGUUGGCUUGCGGCUGGGUUAAGGAAACACACGCGAGAGCGGAUGGAUGCCGGAUCGUGCCCCCGCCAUACGGAAGCUACGCCAUCGGCAAACGCGGCAUCUAGGGAUCACACACCGGCUGCCGCCCAUGCUGCCAAGCCAAGUUUGUUCACCGUGUGUUACGGUCGAGGCCAUGCCGAGUUAUGCUGUGCGUGAGGUUGUGUUGCAGGUUUGAUCGUUGCACCCGCGGGCAGCAACAACAUGGUGGGUGGUCGGUCAACGUUCGGUCGAUGUUGCGUUUUCUCUUGUGGAUAACGUAUUUACUCUUUUUGUGGCCACGUCCGUGUUUGGUGAUGCAUGCCUUUUGUUUGGCGAUGUGUGUGGCAUUAAAACUCAUUCAUGUUUGUCUGUGCUUUGGUUGUCAGUGUUGCGGCCCUUUACGUUCAACGAGUACCAAGCUGAUUGUUUUUGCGAGCCUCAGCGAAGCCUCCUGUUUGGAUUAGAUGCAUGUGCAUUGGGUACACUGCUACUUUUUCAAACAUUUUUUUGCAGUAUUCGUACCAAUGUCCAUUGGUGUAUUCCCACACCGUGUAUGCAUACAUUCUCGCCACCGGUGUAUCCUCAUUAUAUAUAUAUAUAUAUAUUUUCCAUAGGCAGCACUUACCUGUCCCUUUGGCUGGCUGUCCGAUAUCCUGUUCGGCUGUCGGUGUAGUUGUGAUGGUGUAUUUUCUGUCGCCGAUCAAUCGCCUUGGUGGUGUCUUGUCUCCGUUUCCCUCAGUCUUGUUGGUGCCCUCCGGAAUCCAUGUAUUCCCGCUUGUGCAAGUGAGUUACGUCCGGACGGGUGGUUCGACCAACGCCGCGGAGACGUGAAGAUUGUAGCAUAUGAUAUCAACCUGCGAUCACAUGCCUUGAAAUAGGUAUAUCUUCAGUUUGCUUUCUUUCUUGCAGCGUGCCCUACCAGUUGUUGGUCUCCUGGUCAUCGACGUCUGCUUUUUCUGGCUCCGGUUCUUCUCCAUCUUUUUGGAUGCAGACAACGGUCUUCCAUUCUGGAGGAGUGAUUUUGUGUGGAUGAUGUGGUUCGGGCUACCCCCCCCCUGCUUGCGUCUUGUCAACUUCAUCGCGGGGAUGAACAGAUAACUCGUUGCAGUAGUGAAGGAAAGUUGGUCUGUUCGUACGGUCACGUGUUGUGUCCUUCCAUAGACUAUGCGUCGUUUCUUUGUCAAAACACAACGGGUCAUGGACCAACGCCUGAUGCUUUCGAUCACCGGGUGUUCUCCGGUAGACGUCCUCUUGGGGAGCGAUUGGUUCGAGGAGGCAGAGAUGUCGGGCAUAACCUGCGACUAGGUAUCCCAUGUGUUGGAUUCGGGCUCAUUAAGGCGGCGGCGAUUAAGGCGGCGGCGGGGAAGGACGCAGAACAUUCAGGUCAUAGCAGUGGCCACGAGGGGGGGCGGGUGGCUGUACUUGCUGCUGCUGCUGUGGUUCGUGUCCUCUUGAUCAUGUUUUCCUCGGGCAGGACACAGUCUGAUGUAGCGCUCGUUGGUGGCGUAUUGGCAGCAAAAAACAGAGUUGAUGUGAAGCGGGACCGGGAUAAGGGCGUGUUUAACGUCCCAUGAGGAACUGGUGGGUGCCAACCGCAAGAAGACGCUCGCUUUCUGCGGUGAGACCUUCUGUAGCUCCCUCUGGGGAAUGUUUUGGCGACGUGGUGGGUGCAGGUAGCCCGGCCUCCACUGAAGCCCUGUCCUUUUUCCCAGGUAGGAAAAACGUCUGUGUACGGUUUGAUGCGAGCUGGGUUGAUCGACGUGGCGAGUUUUUUGUAAGGUUGGACAAGUGUCCAUACAAUGAAAAGGAAACAAAUAACGACAGUUGAGAUCUUCUAAGAAAACGCAACAAUUUCCCCCGUUUGUUGCUAUGGAGGGAUGAACAGACGUCGCCGAAUCACUGAAGGCGGACACAAGCCCCGAAUGUCAUGCAAGCUAGAGAGAACAUGCGGGUAUUUUCCCUUGCAAAUGCUCACGACACGACCCAUCUUAUGUUCUGAGCACCAUUUCUGAGCUUUCCGCCCGUGGCCGUUUAGGCGAGAACAAAGGCGAGACAUGUUUUUGAUUGGUUUCCCCUGACAAGAAAUCUGGUUCAGUUUUGGCGAGGGAUGACUGCGCGAU